AUGGUCAGCCGGGAUCUGCUGCAGCAGUUUGAGUUUCUAGAGCUCAAGGCGAGCACCUACGAGAACCUGCGCGUGGCCUUCCAUGGGGCUGGAGAGCCUGCGCCGGUGCUGCCGACCCCGCCCUCCCGGCCUCCAGAGAUCGCACCCUUCUCCCCAGAGGCGCUUUCCAUGAAGCAGCAACUUGAGUGCUCCCCCUCGCGGCAACAGAGCGCGCCGGCCUUCGUGGGGCUCCGCCCGGUGGUGCCGAGGUUACAGCUGGGCUCUGCCAAGAACGGCGUGGACCUAGAGAAGGCCCCGGCGACCCCAUGUACGCCCUCAGCGCUCUCCACGGAGACGAGUCGCACUGCUCUCCUACACCCGCAAGGCUGCAGGAGCUAG
Molecule: messenger RNA, 378 nt
Organism: Effrenium voratum
Lineage: Eukaryota; Dinophyceae; Suessiales; Symbiodiniaceae
Source: the annotation of a GenBank genome assembly